UCCGAUUGUAUUUCACUCUCAAGAUUAACUGACUGGAAAACGAAAAUCCAGUGAUUAUGAAAACAGAAAUGGCUCUGAAAACAAACUCUUCUCUAUGCUCUGUUCCAAUUCUGUUUCUCCUCGCCCUUCUCUUAACCCUAUUCUUCUCCAUUUUCCUUCUCUUCACUUCAUCUUCCAACCCCAUUUCCUCUUCUUCUUCUUUAUCUCUCUUCAAUCCAAACAGCUCUCCUUCUUCACACCAAUCCAUCAAAGUCUACAUUGCAGACCUUCCGAGAUCCCUCAACUAUGGACUUCUGGAUCAAUAUUGGGCCAUCCAGUCCGAUUCCAGGCUCGGGAGCGAUGCAGAUCGUGAAAUUAGAUCGACCCAGAUGAAGAAACACCUCCAAUUCCCUCCAUAUCCGGAGAAUCCGUUGAUCAAGCAGUACAGUGCGGAGUAUUGGAUUUUGGGGGAUCUAAUGACGCCACAGGAGCAGAGAGAUGGAUCUUUUGCCCAGAGGGUUUUCGUAGCUGAGGAAGCCGAUGUAGUUUUUGUGCCAUUUUUCGCGACCAUGAGUGCUGAAAUGCAGUUGGGAGUGGCGAAGGGGGCGUUCAGGAAGAAGGUGGGUAAUGAGGAUUAUGAGCGUCAGAGGAAUGUGAUGGAUUUUCUUAAGAGUACUGAUGCUUGGAAGAAGUCUGGUGGGAGAGAUCAUGUUUUUGUUCUCACUGACCCAGUUGCGAUGUGGCAUGUCAAAGCCGAGAUAGCUCCAGCUGUUCUGCUUGUGGUAGAUUUUGGCGGUUGGUUUAGGCUCGACACAAAGUCCUCUAAUGGUUCCUCACCAGAUAUGAUUCAGCACACUCAAGUUUCGGUACUUAAGGAUGUGAUUGUGCCAUAUACCCAUUUACUACCUAGGCUGCACUUAUCAGCAAACAAGAAGCGUCAGACCUUACUUUAUUUCAAAGGGGCGAAACAUAGGCAUCGGGGAGGAUUAGUCAGGGAGAAACUCUGGGACUUGCUGAUUAAUGAGCCUGAUGUUAUAAUGGAAGAAGGGUUCCCAAAUGCCACAGGUAAGGAGCAAUCCAUCAAGGGUAUGAGAUCUUCAGAGUUUUGCUUGCACCCAGCUGGGGAUACCCCUACAUCGUGCCGCCUUUUUGACGCCAUCCAAAGUCUAUGUAUACCCGUUGUUGUGAGUGACAAUAUCGAGCUUCCAUUUGAAGACAUGGUGGAUUACUCAGAAUUCUCUGUUUUUGUAGCUGUAAAUGAUGCAUUGAAACCAAACUGGCUUGUGAAGCACCUUAGAACCAUUCCAGAAGAACAGAGGAAAAGAUUUCGGCUAUAUAUGGCUCGGGUUCAACCUGUUUUUGAAUACGAAAAUGGCCAUCCGGGUGGUAUUGGACCAGUUCCUCCAGAUGGUGCUGUAAAUCACAUAUGGAGAAAAGUGCGCCAAAAGUUGCCUAUGAUAAAAGAAGCCAUUUCUAGGGAGAGAAGAAAACCAAAGGGUGUGACUGUUCCUCUUCGCUGCCAUUGUACUUAAUUUCAUUCGCUGCCAUUUCAAGUUUGUAGUUUUGACGAUUGCAUUUGUUAAUUAGUUCGAAACCCAUACAUGGGGUGUUGGGGGUGUUAAAGAAUCAGUGUAACACAUCUUUAUUUAAUGAAAGUAUCCCAUUUUAUUUGUCGUUUUA
Molecule: messenger RNA, 1659 nt
Organism: Cucumis melo (muskmelon)
Lineage: Eukaryota; Viridiplantae; Streptophyta; Magnoliopsida; Cucurbitales; Cucurbitaceae
Product: probable arabinosyltransferase ARAD2
Exons: 3
Coding region: 57-1511 (484 amino acids)
Molecular function (GO): glycosyltransferase activity
Source: RefSeq, a predicted model, not a curated record